Menidia menidia (Atlantic silverside) is the source of this 1824-nucleotide messenger RNA. Lineage: Eukaryota; Metazoa; Chordata; Actinopteri; Atheriniformes; Atherinopsidae. The record is from the annotation of a GenBank genome assembly.
AUGGAGUGUCCUCACCUGAUCUCAAACGUUGGCGGUGCCUCGGACUCCUUCAGGUUCCCGAAUGGCUCACCGUCAUCUUGGUGUUGUAACGUUUGCAGGUCCAAUAAAAGUCCCUGGAUCUGCCUUGCCUGUCUGAUGGUCCACUGUGGGCGAUAUGUCAAUGGACAUGCAAAGAAACACUUUGAAGAGAAUCAAAGCCCAUGCAUUAGUCAGAAGAGAGGCGAGAAACCAGAGAAGGAGAAAACCCAUCACGCCGUCUGCAUGGAUUGCAGCAACUUCAGUGUUUUCUGUUACAGAUGUGAUGACUUUGUCGUCAAUGACACCAAACUUGGGCAUGUGCAGAAGGUGAGGGAACAUCUUCAGAGUUUAGAAAAUUCACUGCAUAUGGGCGACAGACAGAGGAAGCGAAAACUUCUGGAAAGCCCAGCUUCAGAUGGCAAGUUAUUAAAAGACAGUGACGGGGUUGCUCUAGGAGCAACUGGUCUGCGGAACCUGGGCAACACGUGCUUCAUGAAUGCCAUACUGCAGUCCCUCAGCAACAUCGAGCAGUUCAGUUGUUAUUUCAAGGAGUUGCCUGCAGUGGCUCUACGCAGUGGUAAGACGGCAGGAAGAAGGAUGUACCACACCCGCAGCCAAGGGGACAACACUGUAUCGCUGGUGGAAGAGUUCAGGAAAACUCUUUGUUCCCUGUGGCAAGGAAGUCAGACCGCCUUCAGUCCAGACCCCUUAUUUUAUGCAAUAUGGAAAAUUAUGCCAAGUUUCAGAGGGUAUCAGCAGCAGGAUGCUCAUGAAUUCAUGCGUUACCUGCUAGACCAUCUGCACAGAGAGCUCCAGUGCUGUCGCAACGGGGCGUCUCACCCAGUCUCACCCCAAGAGGCUGUCAGAAUCUCCUCCAAUGAGGGAAAAUGCUGCAUAAAUGGAGCCGCCAGUGUAGUCACAUCUAUCUUUGGUGGAAUACUUCAGAACGAAGUAAACUGUCUGAUAUGUGGGACAGAGUCUCGAAAGUUUGAUCCAUUUCUUGAUCUUUCAUUGGACAUUCCCAGUCAAUUCAGACAAAAGAGAAGUAAGGACCAGGAGCCGGGUCCAAUGUGCACCUUACGUGACUGCCUACGUAGCUUUACAGACCUGGAAGAACUGGAUGAAACAGAACUGUAUUAUUGCCAUAAGUGUAAAAAGCGUCAGAAAUCAACAAAGAAGUUCUGGAUCCAGAAGCUCCCAAAGGUUUUGUGUCUACACCUCAAACGGUUCCACUGGACUGCCUUUUUGAGAAACAAGGUGGACACUUAUGUGGAAUUCCCUCUGAAGGGUCUGGACAUGAGGAACUACUUACUUGAGCCAGAGAAUUCUCUACCAGGGACUUGCUUGUACGACCUUGUUGCUGUCGUGGUGCAUCAUGGAUCAGGGGUUGGGUCGGGGCAUUACACGGCAUAUGGCAGCCACGAAGGCCGCUGGUACCACUUCAACGACAGCACAGUCAGCCUCACCACCGAGGAGACGGUGAGGAAAGCCAAGGCCUACAUCCUCUUCUACGUGGAGAGGACUGGUCAGUCGGCCAAAGAGGAGCCUGAUGCGGACUCUGCGUCCAUGGACAGCGUUUCCACAGAAACCCUUUCUCAGGACAAGGCUGUCACAGACAGAAAUGUGAGGGAUGCAGCAGCCACACAGAUGAAUAUUUCUGAGAAAGCACAAGAGGAUGAGUGCAAAGACGUGCUCACCUUGAAUGAAAGUGGCCCGGUGUCAGGGGAGGAAGCAACAGACAGGGAGAACUCAGACCAGACUGGACCAGAAGGAGCUCUCCAAGCCGUACAAACUGCUGCUCCCUGA